AUGCCUCGCGUGCGGCCCAUUUACUCCGAGUUCUUCUUCGGUCCCCUGACGGAAGACGUGGAGGAGCUCCUGGCCCGCUUCCAGCAGACCGACUCCGUCAGGUUCGAGGACUUCUCCGCCGUCUGGAGGGAGAUGGGCUUCUCGGACGUGUUCAGGGGCAUGCCGAGCGUGUCGGAAACGAAGCGAUUCAGCAGGGUGGCGCUGGCCACCGCCGUGAAGUUCUUCCUGCCUCCGUACAGCUACCAGAUCCGAGUGGGAGGCUUGUAUCUGAUGUUCGGGUUGUACCACGCGCAACUCGCCAGCCCGCACCAGAAGAUCAGACUCGCCCUGAGGGACUGGGCCGUGGUCCAGAAGUUCCUCCGGGACUCCGCGGAUUCCGGGCACCAAGACGUCCUUUACGUUUUCCAUAAACUCGUCGCGGCCAAAGCCAUCCACUACGCCGCCAUGUCGCACUUCCUGUCCUUCCGGAAGCAGAAGAAGAAGACUAUUGAGCCCGUGUGCGCCGGGUUCCUCGGGAGGACCACGGGCGUCCUGGAGUUCUCCUCCGCGGACGUCCUGGAGGAGUUGGCCAACAUCCAGAGCCGGUAUGAGGAGCUGAAGGAGGCCACGGCGGAGGUCAGCCGCGAGGUCACCGUCACUAACCGGGACUUCUGCGCGCGCCUGAACGACGUCGCGUCGGAGUUCCUCGCGUGGCAGCAGAGGACGUUCUCGCAGCACGACGACGAGGACGGAGAGGAGAAGCCGAGCGAAGCGGAGUACAGCAGCAACAGGGCCCGGCUCCUGUCCUCCAUCAAGCAGAAGAGCUACGGCAACUUCCGGGACGCGUCCAAGUCCGGCGUGCAUCGGCAGGCCGAGGCGGCGGCGGAGUCCUCCAGCUCCGGGGCCGAGCAGGGACCGGAGGUGUUGGCGACCCUGCAUCGGCAGAGGCCCCCGUCGCUGAGGGCUCGGACCCGGAAGAGUCUCGGGGUGACGCUGGAGGAGCGCAAGCUCAAGGCCUGGCUCCUGAGUGUCCCCGAGGAGCAGGAGAGGUCGCCGGGGAGGAGGUCCAGCCAUGCGGCAGCAUCCUUCCAGCGGUGA
Molecule: messenger RNA, 1077 nt
Organism: Cyclopterus lumpus (lumpfish)
Lineage: Eukaryota; Metazoa; Chordata; Actinopteri; Perciformes; Cyclopteridae
Product: snRNA-activating protein complex subunit 1-like
Exons: 1
Coding region: 1-1077 (358 amino acids)
Biological process (GO): snRNA transcription by RNA polymerase III; snRNA transcription by RNA polymerase II
Cellular component (GO): snRNA-activating protein complex
Molecular function (GO): sequence-specific DNA binding
Source: RefSeq, a predicted model, not a curated record